Prorocentrum cordatum is the source of this 405-nucleotide messenger RNA. The record is from the annotation of a GenBank genome assembly. Lineage: Eukaryota; Dinophyceae; Prorocentrales; Prorocentraceae.
GCGCCCAAGGGGAAGCGCAGCGAGGGGCCCGCGCCUCUGAACAAGAGCAGCCCGCCGAGCGAUCUGGCGGUGGCUCGGCGGGGAUCGCGCUCGCGGGAGAUCCCGACGCUUGCGGUCGGAGACCUGAUGGGCGCGGGGCCCGCUCGCAGAGGCGCCGGCGCGAUGCUCGCAGCGCCUGUCGCCGGCGCGGAUAACGAGCACGUGGCGCUGAAACAGUUCGUGGAGAGAGGGAGGCUUGUGAUUCAGACGCAGCACAAGGAGCACGGCAAGGAGAUGCGCGCGAGGGCGAGCGCCUUCAUGCGCGAUCUGGCGAAGGAGUGCGCCACUGGGGACUUGUCGAAGGACCGGGCGAAGCAGGAGAAACGCGCCCAGCAGACGGAGAACCCGCCAGAUUGCACCUCCAAG